UCCGCUAGCGAAAUUCCUGCAUUUUCCCCCGGUAGUUGCCAGUUGUUAUCGAAUCCAGGGACAAAUUUCUCCCCGCAAGUAGCCGCCUAGCUUUCCACAAGAGAUGUAACGUGAACGCUGUCAUCGCUACCUAACAUAACAUAACCGUACAUCAGCCAGCAUGAUGCAGUAGUAGUGACUGGACACAGGAACAGGUCUGGCGGCAGCCAUGGCUGCCUGGUAUCUCAUCUCGGAGAAACAGAGCGGCAACGGUGCCGACCAGCACAAGUACCGCCUGCGCCAGCAGAUGAUCUUUGUCGGCCGAGAGGACUGUGAAAUGGUCUUACAGUCACGAUCGGUGGACAAACAGCAUGCUGUCAUCAAGUAUGACUUGGCAGAAGACGUCUACAAAGUGAAAGACCUUGGCAGUCUAAAUGGGACUUUUCUAAAUGAAACUCGCAUCCCAGAGGAGACCUACGUCACAUUACACAAGAAGGACACCCUUCGAUUUGGUUAUGAUCACCACGUUUUUAGAAUUGAACAUUUAGAAGAUAAGGGAGAGCCAUGGGAGCUGAAACAGUUGAAGUCAGAGCUAGUAGCUCGGCGCUUGAAAGGUCGCAGGUCGUAUAGCCCUCCUUUCUACCAUGCUCACUGUGAGACAUGUGGACAUGAGGUGUACCAGCCCCAUGACUCGUACGCCCGUCCUCGUGACAGCGCCUCGCCAGCCUACGAGCAGAAGGACCAAUCAGCAAAGGUGCCUCCUCAGAACGGGUCAAGGGUCAGGGACAUGAGGAGAAGCCCAGUGUCAUCAGACCUGACUCCCCACGCCAAGCGUGGCACCCCCCUGUACGGACAGCCCCAGUGGUGGGGAGAGACGGAGGAGGGGGUGGGGUCAGGCCCUAAGGUCAAUGGAAGGGGGCACAAAGACCUGCCUGUUAGAGAAGGCAACGGUGACGGCAGAGCGGGCCCUCCUCCAGCCGGCUCCACCAACCUGAGAAGGGAGCAGAAGGAGCGAGAUGCGGUCCUGGAGCGGAUGGAUGAGACCAGGAGGGAACACAAGUACUUUGAGAUUCCUGCCACAGACUUCCAGCAGACGGACAUCUCUCCGAUGAACCCGUCCAGUAAAGACAUGUCGGAACUGAAGAAGAAGGACUCUCACCUCUGCUUCACCGUGAACCUGGACGACACGUCGCCCUUGAAGCUGAGCGUUGGCGACAGUGUGAGCAAGUUUGCGCCCUCCCACCGGCAGCAGAGGAAGGAGAGGACGGAAGGGGUGGGGGCAGACGAGACCUUGUCCUCCCCCAGGGGCAUGCACCGCAGGAGGAGGUCAGAACAUCUGGAGACUGAGCGUGAAGGCAGUCGACAGGUGGAGAUCAUGUUCAGUGGGUCCUGGAGACGAGGCCCAGCAGGCCAGAGUGAUGUUACUGAUGAUGACAGUGUGCACAGCGACAUGCCAGUGUCCAGUAGGAGCAAAACAGGAAGCCAACACCUGGAUGGAACCAGAAGUGAGUCGGAGACUGAGUCCAGACAUCCUCACCUCCAUGGCCGGGUCAGGCCGGAGGAGCAGCGCAGUCAGCAGGAGAUGUCCCCCCUGGCUCAGGCCGACCUCCAUCGCAGGAAGAAGAUGACCCCUGAGGACAUGCUGCUGGACCAACGCUCCUUCACGGUAGACUUCUACGACAGGAAGACUCCUCCCAAGACAAAAUACCCCGACUCACUGAAGGAGAAAAAAGUUGGAGUUCGAGGAAGUGUUGAGAAGGUGCAGACAAGGAAAGGCACGGAAGGGGCGUCCCCACAGCAGGGUAAGGCAGAGGCAGGAGAGAAGGACACAGGGUCACGUCCGUCCAGCGGGAAGAAGAGACAGAGUAAGGAGGACGCCCAGGCUCACCCUGUGGACCCUGACAAGGAUGUGUGUGAGGAGGACAAAACCAGUGAUGCAGGCACAUAUACUAUAGAACUAGAUGAACCUAACCCUGAAGUGGAAGAAGCCAGAAGAAAAAUAGACGAGGUGUUUGGAGUCACUGAGGCUGGGGAGCCACAGAAAGCAGCAAAGGACGUGGAGUCUCCCACAGAGCCUGGCAUCCAGGGACCAGGUGUGGAGAACCAGGCUGACCACCCGGCCUCGGCCGAGGCGGAGUCAGGUGGUUUCGGUCAGGUGGAGGUGAUUUUCACGGGCUCCUGGAAGCGAGCCAGCCAGCAGCCCAAGCGUCCUGUUGGUCCAAUCCCCCCAAGUGCUCCUAGCUGGGUCCACCAGUGGGUCAGUGCAGACCAAACCACUUCUCCGUCAGCUGAGGGGGAGCAGGCUGGAAUGCCACCGGCCCCUGCACUAGUUGUCACUGACAGAGAUGUACUUGGAAUGGACCAUCAGAAGCCGGCUAUGCCAAGAAGAAAGCUCUCGGAUGCUUCAUCCCAGGAGUCCCCAAAGACUGGCAGGAAGCGCAGAACUCUCCCCGCCAUCCCUAAGGACAAAUCCUCUUCUCAGCCGUCCAGCCGAACCACCACCCCGCCUGUAGAGAAGUCCACGUACCCGCCUGGGUCUGCUGUGUCAGAAGAGUCUCGGCACAGGGAGAGGGCAUCAGAACUGCUGGAGGGGGAGAGAAGAAUACGGAGGGGGAGUUUUACCUUGGAUGAGGACACGCCAAGCAUUCUUAAGGAACUGCAGCCUUCAGCAGAUGACACGAUGAAGGUUUUAGAUGCAGCCAGCGAUGUUAGUUUAGACACAGCAGUGUUGCUGAAGGACACUGACAGUGUUAUAGCUGCAUUGGAGUCUAGAGUAAAAGCCAGACACGCUGAGGCUCAGAGUCAGUUAGAGGGGAGCAGAAGGUCCCCUGUUGGACACGUGGGCAGGGGUCGGGAGUCCUCGGGAGACUCUGACAUGGACACAGUCAGCACCACUAGUGUGGCAGACGGAGACGUUGGGGUGAUGAAGUCUAAGUCUGCCUCCAGACGAAGUCUCAGCUCUCAGCACUGGGAACGCAGUCACGAUGGAGACAAACUUAGAGACACGUCAGCAAAACAGAGGCUGAGAGAGUCGAGACGGUCUGACCCAUACGGGGACAGGUCAUCCACCAUUUCUGAUGUUCUGUCAUCAUCAGAUGCAGACACUCAAGUUGGACGGAGUGGUAUCACUGAGAAGGGCGGGGGAACAGCUUUUCACAUCGAGUUUUCUGCCGGGUCGCCAGAAUUUUCCAGGGGCACUCCAACCAGAAGGAGCCUUGGGAGAGGAGAGAAGAAAUCCAGGCCAACAGACUUACAGAAAUCUGCUUCCAUGGAGGUGAACAAGUCCGGUACAUUCCCCAAGCCUAGACCAACCCGAGCGUCGCUCCUCCGGCGCAACCGUUUGGAGAGCGACUCGGCCAGGAGUGGACCCGACAGUUCCGGGGAGCUGGAGGAUUACCCAGAAACCCCGUCUGAAGCCAGCACUGCGUCGACAUCCAGCACGUCGUCCCGCCCCAGACCCAGCAGCGCCAAGUCCUCCCGCGAGAUGGAGAUGCAGGCGCGGCUCGACAGACUGUCCAAGCCUCGCGCCGGCAGGUUGAAGGACCCUCCCAAGAGCGACAGGAGCGACCUGAGUUUAGGGGGACAGAUCGUUAAAGCUGCCCGAGCGGGUUCAGGUCAGCCCAAGCAGGGGUCCGUCCGAGCCAGCCCACAGGCUAAGACGAGAACAGCCUCGGGACAGGGUCACAGCAGGUCUAAAUCUAUCUCCUCCACGGAGAAGGGCAGCGGGUCGGGUGUGUGGAGACGGAAGUCUGAGGCAGCGGAGGCUUCAGGAGGCAGUGUCUGGAGAAGAAGGAAGGACAACUGGGAAGACCAUGGCUCGCGGUCAUCCACUGAGUCAGCGGGAGACACGACAGACAGGUCAGAGAGCAGGGUGAAGCGGUCUAAGUCGUUUGGUGAUAGUGCACGGGCGCUUAGACGGGGUGACAGAAAAAAGUCCACCUCAAACGAAGGCUUGCACAAGUCCAGGAAAGGCUACGCCACCACUCCUGAGCCUGGCCGAUCCACAACUGAUGAGAUCUCUCGGCUGAGUCAGCAGCUGGCCGCAGACCUGGCCAUCCUGGCCCAGGGGACCGAGUCGGACGAUGGGGCCAAACACGUACCCAAGAAGAGAAUGGACAGCAAAGAGAAGCCGAAAUAUGCCACCCUCCCGCGGGCAGCAAAAGCCAGUAAAGCAGCUAAACACCUCACAGGAGUACGGAAACCUAAGAAAGAGUUGCACAUGGAUUCAAAGGGUUCAAAGCAGUUGGUAGAGAGGAUCUUUGAAGACAGCAUGUCUAAACAGCCCAAGUCUGGAGGGGGACCCAGAGGAGGGUCUGACAGAGAAAAGGAGAGUCCAACCUCAAGUAAACGACGGCAGUGGAGGAAAGAAGAGCCACUGGACAAUCUGGUCAUCACCUCUGUCCACCGGCUUUCACAGAAGAUCAAGCUCACCAUUGACAGGACCGUGGCUAAAGCAAAACAUGUGUACGGACCUGAUCAGCCCCUUCCUGAUGUGAAGUCUAGAGAUGAUGGUGACCUCCCAAUGCUGAAGUCUUCCAAUCAGGAGAUUGCAGCCAUUCUUGGUAACUUGAGAAGAGUAGAAAGGCAGAUAGAAGUUCUGGACCGGUUGAUCGACCCUGAUGACCAGAUCCCGGUGGACAGUACGGAGGACGACUCCAGCUCCACCCUAGUGGGUCCCCCUGCCUCCACCCCCUCCUCCACCGGCCACAGGACCCCCGUCUCCGAGUACGAGCAGAAGACACGAUCCUGGCAGGCCGCCGACCGCUCGCUGUCGGAACAGUCUGAGGGGAUGGACUCGGAGGACGGGGAGUUCGACAUUCACUUCAACAGGUUCAACCCGUCAGGAGACGAGGACUACUCCACCAUGGAAUAAGUUCACUGAUUCUAAUCUAAACCAGCCAUGUUGCAGGAAUGGGAAACAGACUUGUUUUAUUUGGAAGAAAUCUUGCCCAUAUUGAACCCUUACCUGACAGUCUACGGGUGCGUGUUCGCUUUAGAGAUGUGAUGCAAAUGAUUCACAGCUGAAUUUUGUCCAAGGCAUUGUAUCAUACCUGCAAGUUAUGUGUAUAAUUUAUGUCCAUGCCAAAAAAAUGUUUUUAAAUGUUGGAAAAUUUAUGGAAAGACAUCCUUUUUAAUUUCUUGCAAAGUGAGGAGAUUCUUGGUUAUGAUGGAAGAAUUUUAGAAAUGAUGAUUACCAGUAGAGGUAGUUUCAAAACUGACAAAAAAUGAAGUAUAUUUAUCCAGAAAUGAACUUGAAAUGUUUUAGGUCCUACAAAUCUAGUGGCAGAUAGUCACAUUAAACAGCUGUUUUCUGACCAGCAGCAGAGUAAAUCAGCAUGAGACCAGUAGUUUACCUUAAUCAGUGAUAUCCUUGCAUGUCCCAGCAUUCUUCAGUGCAAUCAAUGUUUUGUCCAGUCCUAACCUGUGUUGUGGUUCUUCUUUCUGAAAUAAAGCACUUAAAAAGUCGAAAUAAUGGAAGAAAAAACAGCAAAUAUUGCUGUAAAGAAAUUCCUAAAAAGUGUCAAAGAAGGUGCAAAUAUUGAAAAUAUGUAAAGCAUACUUGUAUUGCUAGAUUUUAGUCUAUAUCCAGAAAUGGAGUAAAGACAUUGCUUACUAAAGAGUCACUGCAUCUGGGGAACCAAAAGGAUUGUCCAACCUGUGGUGCAAACUAGUUACACAUGUAAUAGCAAAAUAUGAUGAAUGUAAAAUACAUUGCAUUGAAACAAUGAUUUGUCAGUGGAACUGUGAACCAAUUACCGCAUGUGUCUGAGGUAUGCAUACAGUCAUGUUGGGGAAGAAAUGUUGCUAGUUACAAGAAGAAAGUGUCUUACUGGACAUAUUAACUGACUAGUGUGAGAGUUGUGUCGCAACAGGUUCGUGACCAUACAUGCUAAUCUCCAGGCAGAUGUUGGGGUGGAAGAUUAUGUUUUCUGACUGACAGGCUUCAUCUUGCAGACAGAAUCCUUGUGUACAGUGUCAUCAAAGCUCAGAAAAUGGAAAAAUGACAACCUUCCAUCCCAACAUCUGCUUGGGGAUUACAGAUAUGCUGCUGCGUUGGGAGCCCAUCAAAUCAAUGACAUAACCCAUUGCUGCAAAUGCCUUGUCUGCCAUUAAGUUAUGAUUUGCUGUUGACUGUACAUUUUGCAGUAUUGUUGGAAACAACAUUUAUGUCUGUUUAUACAAAAGUACCUUUGAAAAUAUUAUGUCAACAUGGUUAAAGAUGAUUGAGCAUUUUGAUGGUAUUUAUUUCCUAGCCUUCUAAAUUGAUAGUAGAUGUGUGUUGUUGUAUAUCUUUUUAUUUUAUUUUUAAACCUUGCCAAGACAAAUCAAAGCUACCCCACCAGACCGCAUCACUUGGAGCCAAUAAAAAGCAAAGUUUUUUUUAAUUUAUGAAAGUACAAGUGUGCAUUUUACAAUAUUUACAGUGAUGUAUUUAUGCAAACCAAUGAGAAAUAAAGCUAUGAAUAUAUAUGAUCCGUGGCAAUGUUUUCUAAUUUACAAAAUAACUUUAUCUCAAGGGAGUGUUGUAUUGGUGUGUCCAUGUUUCUAACUUUGCUUGGAGGGGGAGGUUUGUCAUCAACCUACUGCAUGUUACAUUCGAAUUUUCCUAU
This is a messenger RNA of Branchiostoma belcheri (Belcher's lancelet), 6590 nucleotides long. Its product is annotated as centrosomal protein of 170 kDa-like. NCBI's taxonomy places the organism in Eukaryota, Metazoa, Chordata, Leptocardii, Amphioxiformes, Branchiostomatidae. The record is from RefSeq and is a predicted model, not a curated record. The transcript is spliced from 25 exons. The coding region runs from base 209 to 4852 and encodes 1547 amino acids. Gene Ontology annotation, molecular function: protein binding.